Molecule: messenger RNA, 996 nt
Organism: Effrenium voratum
Lineage: Eukaryota; Dinophyceae; Suessiales; Symbiodiniaceae
Source: the annotation of a GenBank genome assembly
AUGCUAAGCGGCUGUCUUCAUAGCAGGUCAUUUGCCACGCUACGGGAGAUCGGCCCCUCGGUGUGGCGACUGGGUGCCGGCCGAGAGCGGCCGAGAGCAGCUGUGCUGGGGGGCGUGCAUGGAAAUGAGCUGAGUGGAGUGGAGGUGGUGAACACGCUGGUCUCAGAGCUGGCCAGCAAGGACAUAGACGUGAACGGCGAGGUCACGUUUAUCAUUGGCAAUCCUGCCGCAGUGUCCAGAGGAAGCCGGUUUAUCGACUACGACCUGAACCGCUGCUUCCAAGACGACAAGUUGUGCGAUGUGACCACCGCGGGCGCAACUCUCUCUGGGAUUGAAUGGGAAAGAGCACAGCAGUUGGCUCCUUUUCUUCGGGGCUUGGAUGUCCUCUUGGACUUGCACUCCACGAACAAGCCGUCAUCGCCCUUCGUGCGUCUUCCAGGUCCAGAGCAGGGGCGGCGAGCGCGGUUUGCCUCCGCGGAGGAGCUGUUUCUGCGAGCUUUGCCCCCUGCUUGCGACACUGUGCUGUGGGACCCUGACGGGCUGAUUGCAGCUGGCGGUAUGACCGACGAGUAUGCGCUGAGACACUCGGAGGGCUUGCGGCAAGCGCAGGUGUGCUAUGAGUCAGGGCUCGCAUCCGACCGCAGCAGCGUUGAGACCACCCGCCGUGCCGUGCGGCACUGCCUUGAGCAGCUGGGCCUACUGCCAGGCCCACAGGGCACGAAGCCGUUGGAGCCGCUGGAGCCGCAGCGACAGUGGCGCCACUUCCAGAUCACCGAGGUCUUCUUUUUGGACGCCCGCGGCUUCGAGUGGCAAAACGGCCACGGGGCCCGCAACUUCCAGCGGGUGCCAAGAGGGGAGGUCUAUGGGCGACGCCUCCAGGGCGCGGAGGAGCUGAGGGCUGAGAGGGAGUCUUUCAUGGUGUUCCCCAAGGUCCGUAACCUUUGGGCGCUCGGCCGGCCGCUGGGCUGGCUGGCCAAACAGCUGGAAGUACUUUGA